Molecule: messenger RNA, 2547 nt
Organism: Lachancea fermentati
Lineage: Eukaryota; Fungi; Ascomycota; Saccharomycetes; Saccharomycetales; Saccharomycetaceae
Source: the annotation of a GenBank genome assembly
AUGAUAAAGGAUACCAAAAGGUCUAAAUCGGUCAAUUCGAAGAUCAAUCGCAAACCCAGUAAAAAAAUCAUGGAGAGCGCAACUAGUACCAGUGAAAAAUCAGGUACGGUGGCAAGGACGCGUACUGGUAAUGUCACAUUCAUACCCCCAAGGACACAUGACAUGGUUAGGUCUCUAUUUGAUCCAACGUUGAAAAAGUCAUUUCUAGAAUGCUGUAUUAGUCUUGCCAUCAUUUCCAACUUUGUUAUCUGUUAUUUUAUGUCUUCAAAAUUUGGCACACAGGUAACCAAGGUGUUUUUCCUGUGGCAAUAUCUGUUUUGGAGGUUAUGUUAUAAUCUUGGAAUCGGCAUUGUGUUGAACUCUCAAUCUAAGAGUGAAUCAUUGACAAAUUUUGCUAAAUCAAGAAAACUGUUUUCCCCAAAGAGUAAAGGAUGGCUAGCAAAGUUCUGCCGCUUUGAGUUGCAAUCCAAAAUGCCCUCUUCUUAUAAAAUUGAGAGCUAUCCCGAAGAGUUCAAUGUUUGGAUGCUGUUUAGGCAAUUCGUUGAUUUGAUCUUGAUGCAAGAUUUUACCACCUAUAUUCUCUAUGUUUAUUUGUGCUUACCAAGCAACUUAUUCUCUUCUUUCAGUUUUAGAGUUUUUUUGGGGUUUGCCAUGAUUGUCUUCAACGUGUGGGUCAAAGUUGACGCACAUAGAGUUGUGAAGGACUAUGCAUGGUACUGGGGAGAUUUCUUUUUCUUUCAGGAUUCUAAACUUGUUUUCGAUGGUGUGUUCAACAUCUCACCCCAUCCCAUGUAUUCCAUUGGAUAUAUGGGAUAUUAUGGACUAAGUUUGAUUUCUGGCGACUACAAAGUGCUCCUUGUCUCGCUUUGGGGACAUUUGCUUCAAUUUCUCUUUUUGAAAUAUUGUGAGAAUCCACAUAUCGAAAGAAUCUACAGCAAUGCUGAUGAAAAUGACAUAUCGAACAGUCAGAUUGAUGAUUUGCUCAUCAAACAAAACCAUAAUUAUUCCAGGCCACUAGUCAGCAAGGGCCUAUGGUUUGCAAACUUUGAUAAAUUGAGAGUUUCGGAUUAUGUUACCGUUUUCACUGCUCUUGCGAUUGCUAAAAUUGCAUUAUCCUCUACAGUAUCUGCCAAGGAUCUCUUCUGGGCUACUUUUAUUGCUAAACUAAGCACUUCGGGAAUAAUUGGGUUCAUAUUGCACAAACAAUCUACGCAGAAGUGGUUUACCAAACUGUUUUUGGAGAAUGGCUACACACAGCUUUAUUCGUAUCAACAAUGGCAGUUCAUUUACAACUACUGUCUCACAAUAUCCUAUUCUUUAUUAGUCUUCCAAACGAUCGCGCAAUUUAAGCAGAUAGCACUACCUGAUUAUACUCAGAUCAUCUUUGGGUUCAUUCUAUGCUUUCUGCAGGUGUGGUGUGAUGACGAAAUCAUGACUGCCAUCUCGGAAUUUGGUUGGUUUUAUGGUGAUUUUUUCUUAACCAACUAUAUUGAUACCAGAAAACUGACUUCGCAAGGUAUUUAUCGCUACCUCAACAACCCAGAGAGAUUUCUCGGCGUUGCUGGAUCCUGGGGUGGUGUGUUGAUUACUAACUUCUCCUUGCCAAACAUUAUUUUGGCUGUUCUCUGGACGCUUUCGAAUAUCAUCCUAGUGAAAUUUGUGGAAGAACCACACGUCAACAAAGUGUAUGGUGCAUUGAACAGAAAGAGUGGCGUUUCUAAAACCUUACUUGGCUUCAAGCCUUUAAGAAGAUUUUCCGAGAUUAUGGACAGAGCAGAGGCAAAGGUUGUUGAGAAACUACUUUCCAACGAGUCACCUCUCGAUGAAAAUAGCCAUGAAGACUCUUCACAGUGGGAUGAUAUUGUUCAGUUGGCGCUCCAAAAUGUGACUGCGAACUUAGCUCCAAACUGUGAAUUUGUGGUUGGUGAUGGUCCCUGCGAAACAUUUCAAAUUCCAGGGCCCAUCAAAGUCACUUGGAAAUUACCCAGUAAGCUAUACCAUAAAGAAGAUUGGAUUGGAUUAUACAGAGUCCUGGAAACUGGUGAUGAUCGUCAUAAGACCCGGAUAUCAUCAAAUGGUCAUUGGUGUCCUACUCAAAAAGGUGCUUAUUCCAACAUUGAUCAAUCAAGCCGUAAAAUUAUCUUUCAAGAGAAAGAGGGUAUUGUAAGUGGCCAGCUCGAAUUCGAUUAUUCUCUCUUAUAUUUCGAGGAAGGUGUUUAUGAAAUGAGAUACCAUAGCAAAAAUUCUCAUAAAGUCUUGAUGAUUUCCCAACCUUUCAGGUUAUCAUUUCCUAUUAUUAACACAGAGUCUUCGGAGUCAUUUGCAAGCGAUAUCUCAUCUUUCCUGGAACGCUCCCAUGCAUUGAAGGAUGGUAGUUUUGUACCUGGCAUGAACAAGUGUUGUACCGUAAAGUGCCUCAGGAAGUUGAUAAAACAAAGCACAGGGGUCCAUAUAUCUGCAGAAUUUUUGAAGAAAAUAAACUACGAUAUUCAGGUCUCUUCUGCAAGAAUAUUUGAUAUCAAAAAGGUUCUUGAGAGUCUAGAGUAA